Heterostelium album PN500 is the source of this 363-nucleotide messenger RNA. RefSeq names its product GNAT family N-acetyltransferase. NCBI's taxonomy places the organism in Eukaryota, Evosea, Eumycetozoa, Acytosteliales, Acytosteliaceae. The coding region runs from base 1 to 363 and encodes 120 amino acids. The record is from RefSeq and is a predicted model, not a curated record. The transcript is spliced from 2 exons.
AUGUCGUCGUCAUCGUCAUCAUCAUCAUCAUCACAAGAUAAAGUUGUACAUAAUAAAGAUAAAAACUUUUCACUUACUCUAGAGAAUGGUGGUAUUUGUCUUAUUCUAUUCUAUGAAUACGAUAUAGAUGUUGCACAUUUAGACUAUAAGAGACAGGAGAAUGAAUUUGAUUUCUAUCAUACAUUCGUACCUACUUCAGGUCGUGGUAAAGGUAUUGCAGAGAUUCUAGCAGGUUCAGCAAUGAACUUUAUUAAAGAUACUGAUUCGCGUGUCAUCCUAUCAUGUUCAUAUCUCUCAGAUAGAUGGUUACCAAAGAACCCUGCUUUUACAAGAUACGUCAUAAAAGCAUUCACAAAAAGAUGA